Messenger RNA from Closterium sp. Naga37s-1, 798 nucleotides. The record is from the annotation of a GenBank genome assembly. NCBI's taxonomy places the organism in Eukaryota, Viridiplantae, Streptophyta, Zygnematophyceae, Desmidiales, Closteriaceae.
AUGUUGCGGGCUGUCGUGGGUACCGGAAGGGUCACGGUGAGACACUUGCAUCAAGUAGCGUGCAAACCAUUUCAAUUCAGAUUAUACGAGGAAGAGUCAGUACAGGUGCAUCUGGACAAACGGUCGAACGUCCUCUCCCCUCUGACCACACCCCCCGCCCUCCCUCCGUCACCCACGUUUUCCCAUGCAGGCAGCUUCUCCCCAGCAGCGAGAGCAGAUACUGCAACUAAUAGAGCGGUUGGAGGCAGCCAACCCAACGCCCUCACCCAUGCUGUCUCCUCUUCUGGGCGGCACGUGGGCUCUGGUCUUCAUCGCCCCCACUGCAGGUGCGUGCAUGGCACAUGUGGAGGGGAGGAGAGCGCACAAGUGGAGGGGAGUGCACAAGUGGAGGGGAGUGCACCCUCCACCAAUACAUUGGAUGCAUCAGAGGAAGGUCCUUUCCUCGCUCGUUUAAAGCCCGCGGUUUUUGGAGGGGUCAGGCAGAAGGCGAGUCUGCAGAUUAUCCUUCCUGACGAGGGCCGAGCAGAGAACGUGGCGCUGUUCACAGCAUGGGGAGUAGAUGGCGAGCUGUGGAUAGACGCGGAGUGCAAGGCACCGGAGCAGGAGAGCAUGCGGGGGGUGCGGUCCACUGUCCGCUUCCUCUCCUUCAAGCUCUCUCUGGGGCCCCUCUCGUUCACACUGCCUCUCUCCCUCAUCUCCCCCACCGGGUGGAUCGACGUGACAUACAUUGAUGAGGAGAUGCGCGUGACGAGGGGAGAUAAGGGCUCUGUGUUCCUUGCCACACGCGUCAAGGCGUGA